AUGCUGCAGACAUCAAUCACAAAAUGGCUCAGCAAGCCCAAAACCGUCACCCAGCCCGACGCAGUUCAGCUGGAGCCGCGGCGACCAAAGAAAGCCGAUAACAACAGCACCACGGCCGAGCAGACCGCGAAACCACUCUCGAACACAACAGCAGACAGUGGCGACAAGGUCACGCCCAUUUCUCCAACCCCAUCCCAGGCCCCGACCACAGUUUCCGCACCUGACGGCAGCACUACCGCGUUGGGCAGCGCAUCCGCAAACCAGCCGCUCUCACCACCACCAACGACAACUACUAUAACAACACUUCCGCCUCUCUCGCCAAACAUCACCCUCGCGCCCCUCACCAGCGCCACCAUCCCCUCCUUCCGGCGCCUCAACACCCUCCUCCUCGAAAUCCCCUACCCCACCAAAUUCUACGACGAGAUCCUCACCGACCGCAUCACCGCCUCCAUCACCCUCGCCGCCUUCUGGCGCAACAACACCACCACCUUCUCCUCCUCCUCCAACAACAACACCAACAAACCCACCCAACAACCCCCAGGCAUCCUCGUCGCCGGCAUCCGCUGCCGCCUCCUCUCCGCCUCCUCCAUCCCACUUCCUGCCUCCCCUCAAACCACCACCACCACCACACCAAACGCACCACCCAAACCCCUCCUCUACAUCGCCACCCUCUCGACCCUCUCCCCCUACCGCUCGCACGGCCUGGCCUCGCACCUCCUCGCCGCCGUCACGCGCGCCGCCGCGACACAGCACGGUGUCAGCGGGGUAUGCGCCCACGUCUGGGUCGCCAACGCCGACGGCCUGGCCUGGUACCGUCGUCGCGGCUUCGAGGUGCUGCGCAAAGAGGAGGGCUACUACCGCCGGCUGACGCCGAGCGCCGCGUGGGUCGUGUGGCGCAGGGUCGGGGUGGGGGAUUUGUUGGUGGGGGUGGGUGGUGGUGAGGGUGGUGGUGAAGAAGAAGGGGGUGCGGACGGGGCGCGGGAGGGGGAGGGGGAGAGGGAGGAGGAUGAGGAUGACGGUGGGGAGGAGGAAGGGGAGCGGAUGGAAGGGGUUGUUGAGGGGGGAGGGGGAAGAUGA
Molecule: messenger RNA, 1077 nt
Organism: Lasiodiplodia theobromae
Lineage: Eukaryota; Fungi; Ascomycota; Dothideomycetes; Botryosphaeriales; Botryosphaeriaceae
Product: GNAT family protein
Exons: 1
Coding region: 1-1077 (358 amino acids)
Biological process (GO): mitotic sister chromatid cohesion
Cellular component (GO): NatA complex
Molecular function (GO): acyltransferase activity, transferring groups other than amino-acyl groups
Source: RefSeq, a predicted model, not a curated record